Fusarium sp. VM40 is the source of this 993-nucleotide messenger RNA. NCBI's taxonomy places the organism in Eukaryota, Fungi, Ascomycota, Sordariomycetes, Hypocreales, Nectriaceae. The record is from the annotation of a GenBank genome assembly.
AUGUCGUCUCAACAGGCUCUUGACGCCCUUGGCCAUGCCGUGUCUGGGUCCGUGGGGACAGCCAUAUCAACUGCAUCAUUAUAUCCAUUGGACCUGGUCACCACUAGACUGAAGGCGCAACGAAAGACAGGAGGCCCCCCCGGUGAUUACGAUGGUGUCGUUUCAGCGCUCAAAGGAAUUGCGGCAAACGAAGGUGGAAUCAAAGCUCUCUACAGUGGAUUGGGGACAGAUGUGGCCAAGUCGGUCGUUGACAGUUUUCUAUUCUUUGGUUUCUACAACUAUCUACGCCCUCGGCAUCGAAAGCCCAAGAUCGUCGAAGAGCUCCUCGUGGGUGCUGUAGCGGGCGGCUGUGCCCGUGCAUUGACUACUCCCAUUUCUAAUGUUGUAACGAGGAAGCAGAUGUUGAGAAGUGAUCAGUCACUUAUGGAGAUUCUCACCGAGAUCAGAAGUGAGAGUGGUUUGCUGGGUCUCUGGUCUGGGUAUUCAGCUACUUUGAUGCUUACACUCAACCCCAGCAUCACCUUCUUUGUCAAUCGACGGCUAGCAGCACGCAUUAUACCAGCGCUCGAAGAGGAAGACGUCCCAGUAGCAUGGGUCGCAUUUUUGAUUGCCGCCACAAGCAAGGCUAGUGCUACUGCCCUCACGUAUCCUCUCCAAACUGGCAAGACACGUCUUCAAAUGGCGGGUAGCUCGGUCGACGUGGCUGAUACGAACCAUGAGAAAACACGCAAAGAGGGCUCAAGGAAGUCGAAGCAUAUCCUAAGAAGGAUUGCUGAUUUUUUGAACCAAUCCAUAUAUGGUGUCAUUAUUCGCAUUAUUGCCAACGAAGGAGUGAGAGCGCUCUACGCUGGACUUCAAGGCGAGCUACUUAAGAGCUUCUUCAGUCAUGGUUUGACAAUGCUCACCAAGGGCGUUAUCCAUAGAUUUGUUGUUCGCAUAUGGUUCAUGGUACUGCUGCCCUAUGUACGACAACGAAGGCUGCAGGUAAAAUAA